CGUGAUUCUCCAAGACGAUGUAGACCAGAUCAUUGCAGAGAGCCACAGCUUUCUAGACAUGCCUGCACGAUACAUAGACAGUGUAUAGAGAGAAUAGAAGUGAGUGGAAUGAACGAACGGUGGUCGGCUAUAUAUCUCAUUCUGGGGAAACCUCUGCGCAUAUAAUACAUUUUCAUAUGCUGGUGCUAAAGUUAAACAGGAUAGUCGUAUAUUCUAUCUGUAUUUGGGCAAAAAACACGACCUGAUAAUGGACAAAAAACGAAUGGAUGACAUACAACUUCAAGCACGAGAUGAGAGUGAAUAGGCUGACGGUUGCAUUCCCUUACCACAAAGACGCACUGUUUCAGAAGACUGAGAAGAGCUCCAGGAUACAGUAACUUCAACUGAUGUAUUUUACCUUAAUUGUGAAAUUCACAGUUAUUAUUGGCACUGAAUACUAUAUUCCUGAAACUACAAUAUAUUCAUGGGUUAGGUGUAAAAUAUGGAAUCAGUAAGCAUUUUAAGACUCAACAGGUUGACCACUGAAAAUUAAGAUGGCCCACCAUUUCCUAGCUAACAAAAUCUCUAUGCCAGACGACCCCAUCAGCAGAAACUCACCGAAAGUCCCAAAAAGCGCCAUGAAAAUGCCAACAUCAACCUCAGAGAAAGUCCCCACAGAGAAAUCCAACAACAACAAGAAGGACUGUAGUGUCGUCAUGACGACUGUCCCGUUAAUCAAUGAGAUGCAGCUGACAGCGGCCACCGGUGGGGCGGAGAUGUCGUGCUACCGGUGCACAGUGCCAUUCGGCGUGGUGGUCCUCAUUGCCGGUAUUGUGGUAACUGCUGUGGCGUACAUGUUCAACUCACACGGCUCCACCAUCUCGGUGCUGGGGCUGGUUCUGCUGUCGGCCGGGCUGGCUCUACUGGGGUCCAGUACCGUCUGUUGGAGGGUCCGGCUGGGGCGGAAGAAGGACCGGAGGAGGGAGAGUCAGACGGCCCUCAUGUCCAACCAUGGUGUCUGUGUGGUCUGAGCCCUGAGGGAGAUAGGGACUGUUAAAUGGAAGUUUGAACAAUUUGAAGUUUGAAUGAAGAGGUAAUGAACAGCGACUACUAGAGAGAGAUGAGGGAUGUCAGAGGUGGUUGGGUAUGAAAGACAUUGUCCAAAACAGAUGCUUAGCUGAAGGACUAGAAUGGCCUAGAAAGACCAUAUGUACUAUAGGUAAGAUCCUAUCUGUAAGGACUAGAGUGGCCUACAAAGACUGGCAGGUAGCCUAACAGUUAAAAGAGUGUUGAGCCAGUAACCAAAAGGUUGCUGGUUUGAAUCCCUGAGCUGACUAGAUGAAAAAUCUGUUGCUGUACCCUUUAGCAAAACAAGUACAACCCUAAUUACUCUGGAUAAGAAUGUCUGCUAAAUGACAAAAAAAUCAUGAAGAUGGAAUAACCAAAUUAUUGAAGAGGAAGGAUGGAUUAGGGUGAAUUUGCCCCUAGAUUCUGAUCUUCAGGCUUUUUUCAUUUUCCUCACUAAUGGUUAAGGUUAGGAUUGGGGUAGAGCAAGCUGAUCCUAGAUCUGUACUUAGGGGAAACUUCACCCUGGAGCAGAAAGGAUAGUUGCACGGAGGACCAUGAUUCUCAAUUCUACUAUACUCAUGCAUGUCAUGUGAUGCAUCUGUGACUGUAUGGCUGCUCAAUUGAUGUUUCAAGUGAACAUUUCAUAGGUACUUAAUGUUAUGUCUUAGAUAUGUAGACAGUAGCUGACUUUACAGGGUCAAAUCACCCUUUAUUACUGCGUAAAGUGAACUUAGGAAGUGAUUGCCUAAAUGAAGUCAAUGUAUCUCUCAAGUUUGAUAUGCAUGAUUUUUUAUGCUUCCAAUGUACUUUUGUAACUGCCUAUUAUGCCUACUAUUGAUUAAUUUGAUACAGUUUGUGCCAAACUGUGUUAGUAUAGUACAAGACCAUAGCUGUGGCAAAGCAAGUUGUGGUUUCAUAUGUACCAUUGUACUCUGGUAAAGUUGUAUUUUCAUGAUAUUUAUGACAAAUCUGUUGAUAUAUAUUUGGAAUAUUUGUGCCACUACACUUAAGAUGUUAAAUCCAUGUGCCAAUGAAUCUGUCAAUCAACCAAUAAAUCAAUCAACCAAUCAAA
This is a messenger RNA of Oncorhynchus tshawytscha (Chinook salmon), 2119 nucleotides long. RefSeq names its product transmembrane protein 100. Lineage: Eukaryota; Metazoa; Chordata; Actinopteri; Salmoniformes; Salmonidae. Gene Ontology annotation, biological process: cellular response to BMP stimulus. Bases 534 to 1010 code for a protein of 158 amino acids. The transcript is spliced from 2 exons. The record is from RefSeq and is a predicted model, not a curated record.